This is a messenger RNA of Kalmanozyma brasiliensis GHG001, 1794 nucleotides long. RefSeq lists its product as uncharacterized. Bases 1 to 1794 code for a protein of 597 amino acids. NCBI's taxonomy places the organism in Eukaryota, Fungi, Basidiomycota, Ustilaginomycetes, Ustilaginales. Gene Ontology annotation, molecular function: tocopherol cyclase activity. The record is from RefSeq and is a predicted model, not a curated record. The transcript has a single exon.
AUGGUCAAGUCCCUGCUGUCAAAGUUCCUGCCGCUGGCAGAGGACCCGUUCCCACCGACCCAUAAAGCAGGCUCCGAGUUCGAAGGCUUCUUUAUCCGGCUCGAAUCGCAUUCGGGUCGUUCGCAGACGUCUUCCUCCUCACCUGCUGGAUCAUCAUCGACUCGCAAAGCCCCAAAGAAGAGCCCGGCGUCGAAAGCAUCGCCAUCGCGAAUUCCACGUCUGACGCCAAAGUCGCGCAAGGCAGAAGCGUCCACCUCGACCUCUCCGUUGAGUCGGCGAAGGGUUCGUUCGUCGUCCACCUCCUCUUCCUCUUCGUCCUCCUCGGCGGCCGGUCCAGCUUCGCCGACUCCGCCAUCACGCAAAGCCUCUCGCGAACAACCUCGACGAUUCGCAGACGAUCGGAUAUCACCAAAGUCGCUCUUUCCCGAGAUCGAGCCCGUAUUCGCCUCUCCCGAGUCGUAUCUUCCACGUCCAACCCCUCCGUCCUCCGCAUCGAAGGUUCGCAAUCUCACCUCGACUCUCCCCACUUCAUCCCCAGGGGACCUGAUUCUCGUCGUGUGCGAGCUGCAAUCCGCUCCUGUCGACCAGCGCAUCUGCAUCUACCUCCGCUGGAUCGUACACGGUGAAGAGCCCGCCUUGCAUCGCGAGCUCCACUCGAGCAAUGGAGCAGAGAGACUGCCCAAGAACGCCCGUCGCAAGGGGGAGUCUUUUGAGAUCGUCCACCACAUCCCUGCAUGGCAGGUGAAGCUGGGUGCGAAAGUGGGAAGCUUUGCAGUGCAACCGUUUCGCAUCGGCCUGCCGGAGUUGGGGUUUGUGGAUGUCAAGCCGGAUGGGAAUGUCGUGGCUGAUAUCACGUUGCCGAAUCCAGCAAGAGGGAUGGGGACGAGGGUGAGAUUGAGAUCGACCAAAUUUGCGCCCUGGCAGGAAGCGUCGAAGCUGCCAAUGGGUAGUAGGGGUCCCGAAGGGUGGAUCCAGCAUUUGGGACCGAUACUCCCGUUGCAUUGGUACGUGCAUUCGUCGAGCGCUCCGGCAAUGUUCUCGCUCGAACAUGUGGCGGAGAACAACGGCGAGGUCGAGCUGGACAAUGCGGUCGCGGCAGGGAGGGGGUUGCUGCACGUGGAGAAGAAUUGGGGCCAGGCGUUUCCGAGUGGGUGGAUGUGGGCUCAUGGUGCGUCGGCGUUGGCUGAUCCGAGCUUCGAUUCGACGUCGAAGGAGCGGCCGUUCGUCAGGUUGAGUCUGGCAGGAGGGUCGAUUCUGGGGUUGACAGCGUUCCUCGUAGGGGUUCACAUCAAGGACACGGGGAGCGAGGUGAAUUGGACUUUCACCCCGCCGUUCGCGGUCGGUCCAAAGGUCUCCUUUCCCUCAUCGAAGGGAGAGGAGAGAGUGCAUAUUGGGCCGGGGCUGCGCAUGACCCGCAACUUUGGAGCGAAACAAUUCAGGAUCGAUGUGUGGGACCUCUCCCGCUGGGCUAGCAUCUACAUCACGGGCGACGAGGAGACGUUCGCAACCCAAAUUCCAGGACCUCGCAGGGGCGGAUGGACGCCAGGCUACUGUCAUCACAGCUACAGAUGCAGGGCGUCCAUCACGCUGUACAAGAGGAGCGCGGGCAGGUUGGCGAUGCUCCCGAUGAAGGCGGUGCUGAACCCUUUGGGGACGCUGAGGUCAGGGAAGCGGUUCCUUGGCGGCGCUGACGAGAGCAGUGAUGGCUGGAGCAGACUGGGCUGGCAAAAGGUGACGGAGGCGCGGCUGGACGAUAGGGUGGCGCUGGAGUUUGGCGGUGACUUUGCUCAAUGA